AUGGUCAUUGAAAACAAGACGAGACGUCUCAAGCAACUAAUCAAAGUGGACGUGAACCGAUCGAUUCCAUUGGACAAAAUUCAGAAUUGGACAAAACAUCUUGCUGAUGAAGUGUUCCGCUCUAUUCCUGAUGGCGACGACGACUUGGACAUCGUCAUUACUCUCGAUUUUUCUGGAAACUCAGGAAUGCGAAAACACAUGAAGAAGAUGAUAAUGGAUUCAUUAGAAGAAGAACUUCUCCGAUGA
Molecule: messenger RNA, 246 nt
Organism: Caenorhabditis remanei
Lineage: Eukaryota; Metazoa; Nematoda; Chromadorea; Rhabditida; Rhabditidae
Exons: 5
Coding region: 1-246 (81 amino acids)
Source: RefSeq, a predicted model, not a curated record